AUGGAAUAUUCUUAUUCUUGGCGUCAGAGAAAGCAGAACCAGACUGCCAACGAUCUGACGAUAGAGAGUCUUCACCUUGUAGACUCACUUUCAGCUAAUGGGAAUCUUUGUCUUUCCCUCUGUCUUUCAAUUUCUAUCACAUGGCUUGAGGAGGAUCGAAUUCAAUUUGUUGUGCAUAUAGCCCAUGAAUCAAUAGAAGAAGUGGAUGAACCAGAAUCGGAGAGAUACAUAUUAAAUAAAGCACUUUUAGUCAACCAAUCGGAAAGAGAAGAGGGGAGACUUGCUACCAUAGCUGAAAUGGUUGAAGGUUUUAAGGAUCUGCAGGCUCCUUUCUUUCCUACCCUAUCUUCGUGA
Dovyalis caffra is the source of this 354-nucleotide messenger RNA. The record is from the annotation of a GenBank genome assembly. Lineage: Eukaryota; Viridiplantae; Streptophyta; Magnoliopsida; Malpighiales; Salicaceae.